Molecule: messenger RNA, 519 nt
Organism: Closterium sp. NIES-65
Lineage: Eukaryota; Viridiplantae; Streptophyta; Zygnematophyceae; Desmidiales; Closteriaceae
Source: the annotation of a GenBank genome assembly
AUGCGGACGACUUGCAUGAGCAAUGUCCGCCUGGUCUUCCUGCUGCCGAACACCACGGCCUUCACCCAGCCCCUUGACCAGGGGAUCAUUGCCACUGCCAAGGCUCGCUACCGCCAGCACUGGUUGCGGGCCUUCACGACUCUAUGGAACGCGGACGGAGCCACAAGCGUUACCGCGCAGUUCCGCCCGAACCUGCGCGACGUGCUGGCAUGGCUGUCGAACGCGUGGACGAGCAUGACCUACGUGCACGACAACGAGCCCACCCCGUCCGCCUAUCCCGACAUCGAGCUUGAUGACGAGAUAGGCGACGUCGGCACUCUUAUCAGUGAGCUCGGGCUCGGGCAUGGUGCGAUGACCACGGCUGAGUACAUCGCCAUCGACGACGGUGAGCCGACGUGCGCCGAGCAUGCGGCGGAUCAGAUGACGACGGAGCCAGACGCGGGCAUGGUGGUGGAACAGUGGGAGGCGCCGACCACCAUGCAGGCCGUAUACGAAGAUGCCGGCCCUGUGAGGAUCUAG